AUGCAAGCCCCCAAAACGAAGGUGAUAACAAGAAACGGAAAAGCAAUGGAAUCUCCAAAAAUCCAAACCCUAAUCAUCACUAUUUUUCUCUUCACAAUCCCAACAUCAUUCGCAUCACCACCAAAUCUCGAAAACGGUUUCACACAAUGCAUCACCGAUUUGAAACCCUCAAAUCUAAACUCCCCUAUUCAAAACUUUACCUACACUCGACAAAGCCCAAAGUUCCUCACAAUCCUACACAACUACGUCCGUAAUCUCCGUUACUUCAACAACACGACACGCAAACCUAUCGCAAUCGUAGCUGCAGCCGAUGUUACUCACAUCCAGACUCACCUGCGCCAAGAAACUCGGCCUUCAGCUCCGGAUCCGCAACUAUGA
This is a messenger RNA of Eruca vesicaria subsp. sativa (arugula), 378 nucleotides long. The record is from the annotation of a GenBank genome assembly. Lineage: Eukaryota; Viridiplantae; Streptophyta; Magnoliopsida; Brassicales; Brassicaceae.